CCUCUAGCCCACCAACCAGAGUUAGGUGAAAAGGAGGUUUAUAGGAAAAGGGGAUUGUGGACCUGUUUAAUAGUAGUUCUUUAGGGUGAUUCCACUCUUGUCAGGAUACCAGCACUUCAGUGCAAUAGCAAACACCAAAUGCAGAUUAGAAGCUGGAGCUCGAUCCAGCAGAAAUCACAAGGCUUCUGAGUCUGCCUGAGUUAGUGGAAGCAGCAAGAACCAGCCGAAAUCCCAUGAGUUCUUUAGCGCAUUUCUCUCUACGAAGUGAAGACCAGUGAAGACCAUCUAAGCAUUGCAUGGCCAUGGAAGGCCUAGCAAUGCAAGCGGUCCUUCCACUGUUGGUGGGGUUCUACUUAGGCCCUUUCCAAACAUCACGUGCACUCUGAAGCAUCUGCUCCAUCAAAACAUCACAUGCCAUUCACAUGUCUGCUUCAGCAAAACAUCCUCUCACAGGACAACUCUAGAAAAACGUCACAUGACACAACUGGUUUUUUCAGAGAAACCAGAAAUUCACUCUCGCUUGUGUCAGUCUGACGUAGAGCUACUCAGCACAGGGACAUUUUAUAUCUAAACCCUGACACAACCUAGGAAACAAGUAAAGCGGCUUGAAAAGGAAUUCUAUUGGCUAGGAAAGAGGAAGGAAUCCUCUCUCCCUUCCCCUCCCCCUCUCCCUUGAUAGCCUCACUAUAUAUCCUUGGCUAACCCAGAUCUCACUAUGUAGACCACCCUGGCCUUGAGUUUAGACUCCCCCUGCCUAGCCACCUGAGUGCUGGGAUUAAAGGUUCCAGUAUGACAAGGAACCAAUCUUAAACCAGGCAUGUUGGAUACCCACUGCUUGGAAAGCCAAGGAGGAAGAUUCCUGAGUCUAGAACAGCUUGGGCUCCUAUGUCUUUCUCUACCCUCUUUUUACUCCUCCAAUUCAUUUCUGUAACUAUACCUGGGUUGCUUUGUUUUUCUUUGUGGUGCGGGGCAUUAAACCCAAGUUCUGAGCAAACAAUACAAGUAUUCUACCAUUGAGCUAUUCCCUUAUUCCUAGCUUGUGGUUCUAAAUGAUUCUACAGCUUCCUCUUGUAUUAAGGAAUUAAAACAAAGCAAGUCAGGGCAGAGAUGGAGCUCAGUGGUAAAAUGGUAUGGAAGUCAGAGGACAAUUCUUGGCUGUUCUCCCUUGACAUUUCAUGGGAUCAAGGGAUUAAAUUCAGGUCCUCUGUCCUGGUCUGUAAUGGGAUCUUUUUUUUUUUUUUUAAGAUUUAUUUAUUUAUUAUAUGUAAGUACACUGUAGCUGUCUUCAGACACUCCAGAAGAGGGCGUCAGAUCUUGUUACAGAUGGUUGUGAGUCACCAUGUGGUUGCUGGGAUUUGAACUCCAGACCUUCGGAAGAGCAGUUGGGUGCUCUUACCCACUGAGCCAUCUCACCAGCCCUGUAAUGGGAUCUUAUGCCCUCUUCUGGUGUGGCUGAAGACAAUUACAGUGUACUCAUAUACAUAAAAUAAAUAAAUAUUUUUUUUUAAAAAGUCAAUUAAAUGUUGUUGGGUUUUUUUUUUUUUUUUUUUUUGGACAGCAUUUCUCUGUGUAGCCCUAGCUGUCCUGGGAACUUGCUCUUUUUUAUUUAUUUAUUUAUUUAUUUAUUUAUUAAUUAAUUAUAUGUAAGUACACUGUAGCUGUCUUCAAACACUCCAGAAGAGGGAGUCAGAUCUCCUUACGGAUGGUUGUGAGCCACCAUGUGGUUGCUGGGAUUUGAACUCCGGACCUUCGGAGGAGCAGUCGGGUGCUCUUAGCCACUGAGCCAUCUCACCAGCCCCCAGGAACUUGCUCUUUAGACUAGGCUGGCCUUGAACUCAAUGAUCCUCCUGUCUCCCAAAUACUAGGACUAAAGGCAUGUGCCACCACUGCCCUGCCUUAAUUUUUUGUUAAAUUCGUGACUCAAAUAUCUCAUCCUAUUUAACAUUAACAAACAAACAAAUCUCAAAGGAAAAUUAAAGAUCUGGCAGUUAACUAAAACAUGUAACACCAGUUGCUGGAAAGGUGGGUCAUCAGUUAAGAACACUUGUAACUUCCGAAGGACUGGAGUUUGGUUCCUAGCACUUAUAUCUAAAGGUUCACAACUACCUGUAAUCCCAGCUCUAGGGGAAUCAAUUUCUCUUACCUCUAUUUCAACUCACAAUCACAAAUCUAUAUUUGUAUACAUAAUUUAAAAGAUCAAAGUUUGUGGGUUUUUUUUUGUUGUUGUUGUUUUGUUUUGUUUUUCUGAGACAGGGGUUUCUCUGUGUGGCCCUGGCUGUCCUGGAACUCACUCUGUAGACCAGGCUGGCUUCGAACUCCCAAGUGCUGGGACUAAAGGCAUGUGCCACCACUGCCGGACAAAAUUUUUUUUUUUUUUUGGAAACAAGAUCUCACUAUGAAGCCUUGGCUGUGUUGGAAUUCCUUACAUAGAUUAGGUUGCCUCAACAGCUUCUGCCUUUGGAGUGCUGAAACAGGUGUGCUGUCUUAGAACUAGCUCUGUAAAACAUUCUGGGUUCAAAUCCAGGGAGACCAGUCUGCCUCCUGAGUGCUGAGAUUAAAGGUGUGUGCUAGGACUGGAGAGAUGGCUCACCGGUUAAAGAGCACUGGCUAUUCUUGGAGAGGAACAAACUAUCUGUAGUUCUUGUUCCAAGGGUUCAGACACCCUUACACAGACAUACAUGCAGACAAGAUACCAAUGUACAUGAAAUACAACUAAAUAAAUUAUAAAGGUGUGUGCCAUCAUACCCAAGUUAUUUUUUUUUUAAGAUUUAUUUAUUUAUUAUAUGUAAGUACACUGUAGCUGUCUUCAGACACUCCAGAAGAGGGCGUCAGAUCUUGUUACAGAUGGUUGUGAGCCACCAUGUGGUUGCUGGGAUUUGAACUUCAGACCUUUGGAAGAGCAGUCGGGUGCUCUUACCCACUGAGCCAUCUCACCAGCCCCCCCCAAGUUAUUUUUUAAAGGAACCCACUUAUUUCUAUUUAUCCAUUUUUAGUUCUUUUUUUUUUUUUUCAUUUUGUGUGAAUAAAUGCUUUACCUACAUCCAUGUCUGUGCACCAUAUGCAUGCCUGGAGCUUAACGAAGUGGUGAGGCGCCUUGUGGGUGCUGGGAAUUGAAACAGGAUCCUUUGCAAGAAUAACAAGUGCUCCUAACCUCCUAGCGAAUUUUCCAGCCACAUUUACUUUUAUUUAAUGUGUAUGAGUGUAUCUGCAUACAUAAAUGUGUACCAUGUGUGUGCCUAGUGGCUCUGGUGGUCACAGGAAGGCAUUGAUUGAAUGCCCUUGAACUGGAGUUACAAAAGGUUGUAAAAGAAGGCGUGUGUGGUGCUGCUCACCUGUAAUCCCAGCCCUCGCAAUCACAGGCAGGCAGAUGUCUGUGGGUUAGAGAUCAGUGGGUCUAAAUAGCAAGUUUCAGGCUAGCCAGGGAUAGACUGUAAGUCCCUACCUAAUAUAUAUGAAAGAAAAAAAAAGAGAGACAGCUAAAAUAUUUAAAGUGUUUUAAGUACAGGAUUUAACUUAACAACUUGGACGUGGGUAAAGUAAGAUGAUGGCAGCAACGGAUUGGAUCAGUCAAAGGCGGUGGAUCUAAACACCCGCAUCCCUUUGCCCCUCUAAGAGUUUUGAAUCAAGCGCGAUAGUUUUAUCUGUAGCCAAUCCUAGAGCAGCAUCUUGUUUCGUCAGUAGUUGCUGAGGCCCAGAGCCACGCGUCUGUCUGGUCAGUUCUAGCCGUUGCUGCUGUACUCGUGCUCAGCUCUUGCGUUUCCAUCCGUUAAGACUGAGAGGACAUAGGGAAUACCUGUCACCUUCUCGGGUAUCCCCGUCAGAAAGACACCUUCGGGACUACUUUUUCCACAGUCGCAGAGACUCACUGGCUCCACUUAAUUGUGGAAUCUCUAGGCUGGCUCCCAUUCAGAAGUUGUAGCAGUGUUCUGCCCACUGGCCCACCACCUCAGGGGAACGAUGGCCACAGAGUCUACAGCCGCUGCUGCCAUCGCCGCGGAGCUGGUUUCCGCUGACAAAAUUGAAGAUGCUCCUGCUCCUUCUACCUCGGCAGAUAAAAUGGAGAGUCUGGAUGUGGAUAGUGAAGCUAAGAAACUACUGGGAUUAGGACAGAAACAUCUGGUGAUGGGUGACAUUCCAGCAGCUGUUAAUGCAUUCCAGGAAGCAGCUAGUCUUUUAGGUAAGAAGUAUGGAGAAACGGCUAAUGAGUGUGGAGAAGCCUUCUUUUUUUAUGGGAAGUCACUUCUGGAGUUAGCCAGAAUGGAGAAUGGAGUGUUGGGAAAUGCCUUAGAAGGAGUGCAUGUAGAAGAGGAAGAAGGAGAAAAAACAGAAGAUGAAUCUUUGGUAGAAAAUAAUGAUAAUGUAGAUGAGGAAGCAAGGGAAGAGUUGAGAGAACAGGUUUAUGACGCCAUGGGAGAAAAAGAAGCCAAAAAAGCAGAAGGCAAGUCUCUGACAAAGCCUGAAACUGAUAAAGAACAGGAAAGUGAAGUGGAGAAGGGUGGAAGAGAAGACAUGGAUAUAAGUGAGCCUGAAGAGAAGCUCCAGGAAACAGUUGAACCGACUUCAAAGCAGUUAACUGAAUCCUCUGAAGAGGCAAAAGAAGCAGCAAUACCAGGACUGAAUGAAGAUGAGGUCGCUUCUGGGAAGACAGAGCAGGAAUCAUUGUGUACUGAGAAAGGAAAAUCAAUUUCAGGAGCUUAUGUUCAAAAUAAAGAAUUCAGAGAAACAGUGGAGGAGGGAGAGGAAAUAAUAAGCUUAGAGAAAAAGCCAAAAGAAACUUCAGAAGAUCAGCCUAUCAGGGCUGCAGAAAAGCAGGGCACUUUAAUGAAGGUGGUAGAAAUAGAAGCUGAAAUAGACCCUCAAGUCAAGUCAGCGGAUGUGGGAGGGGAGGAGCCAAAAGAUCAGGUAGCUACCUCUGAGAGUGAACUAGGUAAGGCUGUUCUUAUGGAACUGUCAGGGCAAGAUGUUGAAGCAUCACCAGUCGUGGCUGCAGAGGCCGGAGCUGAAGUCUCUGAGAAGCCAGGGCAGGAGAUUACAGUUAUUCCCAACAAUGGUCCAGUUGUUGGACAAUCAACUGUAGGAGAUCAGACUCCUAGUGAACCACAGACUUCUGCAGAAAGACUGACAGAAACUAAAGAUGGCUCAAGUGUAGAGGAGGUCAAGGCAGAGCUGGUUCCUGAACAGGAGGAAGCUAUGCUACCUGUAGAAGAGUCUGAGGCAGCUGGAGAUGGGGUUGAGACCAAGGUAGCCCAGAGGGCCACGGAGAAAGCACCUGAAGACAAAUUUAAGAUAGCUGCUAAUGAAGAGACACAAGAGAGAGACGAACAGAUGAAAGAGGGUGAAGAAACUGAAGGCUCAGAGGAAGAGGACAGAGAAAAUGACAAGGCUGAAGAAACACCAAAUGAAUCAGUUCUUGAAAAAAAGUCUCUUCAAGAAAAUGAAGAGGAGGAGAUAGGGAAUUUGGAACUUGCCUGGGAUAUGCUGGAUUUAGCCAAGAUCAUUUUUAAGAGGCAAGAAACAAAAGAAGCCCAGCUUUAUGCUGCACAAGCCCAUCUUAAACUUGGAGAAGUUAGUGUUGAAUCUGAGAAUUAUAUCCAAGCUGUGGAGGAGUUUCAGGCUUGCCUAAGCCUGCAAGAACAAUAUUUGGAAGCUCACGAUCGUCUCCUUGCAGAGACUCACUACCAAUUAGGUUUGGCCUAUGGUUACAACUCUCAGUAUGAUGAAGCAGUAGCACAGUUUGGCAAAUCUAUCGAUGUCAUUGAAAAGAGAAUGGCUGUACUCCAUGAGCAGAUGAAGGAGGCCGAAGGAUCGUUUACUGAAUAUGAGAAAGAAAUUGAGGAGCUGAAAGAACUGCUACCUGAAAUUCGAGAGAAGAUAGAAGACGCAAAGGAAUCUCAGCGGAGUGGGAAUGUAGCCGAACUGGCACUGAAAGCUACUCUGGUGGAGAGCUCUACUUCCGGUUUCACUCCUAGUGGAGCUGGUGCCUCAGUAUCCAUGAUUGCCAGUAGAAAACCAACAGAUGGCGCUUCCUCAUCAAAUUGUGUGACUGAUAUUUCCCAUCUUGUCAGAAAGAAGAGGAAACCAGAGGAAGAGAGUCCCCGGAAGGAUGAUGCAAAGAAAGCUAAACAAGAGCCAGAGGUGAAUGGAGGCAGUGGGGAUGCUGUCUCCAGUGGAAAGGAAGUUUCAGAAAACAUGGAGGCCGAGGCUGAGAAUCAGGCUGAGAGCCAAACAGCAGAGGGGACCGUGGAGUCUGCAGCUACAAUUAAAAGCACUGCAUGUUAAGAGGCGAGCAGAACCUUCCUCCUGAGGGAAAGUGGUUUUGUACAUAAUGUAUUUUUUCACUUUUGGGGAUUCUUUUUGUAUAACUCCAAUAAAGAUUGUAGGCAACAGCUGA
Mus musculus (house mouse) is the source of this 6391-nucleotide messenger RNA. It is a transcript of the gene Nasp, whose product is annotated as nuclear autoantigenic sperm protein (histone-binding). The coding region runs from base 3958 to 6279 and encodes 773 amino acids. NCBI's taxonomy places the organism in Eukaryota, Metazoa, Chordata, Mammalia, Rodentia, Muridae. The record is from RefSeq and is a predicted model, not a curated record. The transcript has 16 exons. Gene Ontology annotation, cellular component: nucleus; cytoplasm.